AUGAACCCGUUCCGCACAUCUGUGGGGGCUGCUAGGCUGUUCACGUCUUCAGCGGCUUCUUUGAAGGAAACGCUUCAAAAAAUCACCAGAUACGCUAGGAAGAAGGACCAUACGGUAUACCGUGAGGGUGACUUGCGUCCAUCAAGAAAUGUGCCUCGUUACAAGAAGCUCUAUCCCGAAUACGACUACGAAACGAUGUUCUUCAAAAGACAAAACAGAGGGCUCUUUGCUGGUUUGCAAAGAAGGUCCCACAGAUACGAGACGGAAAGUAAAGUCAAGACACUCAUUCAUCAGGUUCCCAACGUGGUAAAGGCCAAACUAUGGUCAGAGACGUUGAGACGUAGAAUUCCAACGAGAAUUACCACCACAGCAUUGAGAACGAUAACAAAAGAAGGUGGGUUAGACAACUACUUGCUCAAGCUGACAUCUCUGAGGAUCAAGACGAUGGGGUUGAAGGGAUGGAGAUUGAGGUACGAUAUCUUGAAGCGAAAGGAGAUCGAGGAGAACUCUCAGGGGCUCAAUGAAACCGUUUAUCACAUUUCAAAGUCAGGCAAGAAAAUCAUCGUGGGCAGAAACAGGCUUCUCCAAUUAUUGUACCCUUACGUCUACAGAGACAGCUACGAGCCUAUUGCAUGGAACGACUUCCUCAAGAACCACACUGUGUUGACCACCGAGGAGCUUGUGGAGAAAUUGGAACGCUACAACCACGAUUUUUCGGAAAUCACCGUUUGA
Candidozyma auris is the source of this 732-nucleotide messenger RNA. RefSeq names its product mitochondrial 54S ribosomal protein bL28m. The record is from RefSeq and is a predicted model, not a curated record. Bases 1 to 732 code for a protein of 243 amino acids. Gene Ontology annotation, cellular component: mitochondrial large ribosomal subunit. Gene Ontology annotation, molecular function: structural constituent of ribosome. Lineage: Eukaryota; Fungi; Ascomycota; Pichiomycetes; Serinales; Metschnikowiaceae. The transcript has a single exon.